AUGGAGGAUGAGGGAACACACGUAAGGAAACCUUGGAGAAUGACAAGAUCACCAUUACAAAAUAGAAACUCGAAGACCCUAAUUCCUUCACCAAGAAAUAAUUAUAAAGGAGGACGUAAUUUAACAUUAGGUAGGUCUUCAAAAAUACCAUCUCCUAAGAGGAAUAGUAAUUCAAUGAGUUCGGUUCAAGAAAAUAUUAAACAAUUAUCCUUGAGCGAGUUUGAAAUAGGUAAAAAGUUGGGUAAAGGGAAAUUUGGUAAAGUUUAUUGUGUUCGUCAUAAGAAGACAGGAUUUAUUUGCGCUUUAAAGGCUAUGGAUAAAUCUGAAAUUGUUCAAUAUAAUUUGCAAAAGCAGUUUCGUAGAGAAGUCGAGAUACAAACUAAUUUAAAUCAUCAAAAUUUAACAAAGCUUUAUGGUUAUUUUUAUGAUGAGAAAAGGGUUUAUUUAUUAAUGGAAUAUCUUGUGAAUGGGGAACUCUAUAAAUUGUUGCAAAAUAAUGGUCCAGUCUCCGAAAUAUUGGCAAGCUAUUAUGUCUACCAGAUAGCAGAUGGUUUAUCGUACAUGCAUCAAAAACAUAUUAUACAUAGAGAUAUUAAACCAGAGAAUAUACUAAUAGGAUUCAAUAAUGUUGUGAAACUUACAGAUUUUGGAUGGAGUAUAAUAAGCCCCAAGGGUUUGAAAAGGAAAACACUUUGUGGUACGAUAGACUAUUUGUCGCCAGAGAUCAUUACCUCUAGAGAGUAUGAUGAUACAGUUGAUGUAUGGGCUUUGGGUAUUCUGAUAUACGAAUUGAUUAUGGGAGCACCUCCCUUUGAAGAAGAGAGCAAAGAAAUGACUUACAAACGUAUUGUCAGAGGAAAUGUAGUAUUCCCGGAUGAUAAACCAGUCUCUGAACAAGCUAAGAAUUUAAUAAGAAGAAUAUUAGUACAGGAUCCUAAGAAAAGAUUAUCAUUAAGAGCCAUUAAGGAGCAUUCGUGGAUACAGAAGAACAGGUCAUUAUGGGAAUCUUUGCCAAACUAA
Molecule: messenger RNA, 1020 nt
Organism: Maudiozyma barnettii
Lineage: Eukaryota; Fungi; Ascomycota; Saccharomycetes; Saccharomycetales; Saccharomycetaceae
Gene: IPL1
Product: aurora kinase
Exons: 1
Coding region: 1-1020 (339 amino acids)
Biological process (GO): protein phosphorylation; regulation of cytokinesis; mitotic spindle organization
Cellular component (GO): spindle midzone; chromosome passenger complex; spindle microtubule
Molecular function (GO): protein kinase activity; ATP binding
Source: RefSeq, a predicted model, not a curated record